Messenger RNA from Oryzias melastigma (Indian medaka), 9083 nucleotides. RefSeq names its product protein AF-17. Gene Ontology annotation, molecular function: histone binding; nucleosome binding. Bases 263 to 3343 code for a protein of 1026 amino acids. Gene Ontology annotation, cellular component: nucleus. The transcript has 20 exons. Lineage: Eukaryota; Metazoa; Chordata; Actinopteri; Beloniformes; Adrianichthyidae. Gene Ontology annotation, biological process: regulation of transcription by RNA polymerase II. The record is from RefSeq and is a predicted model, not a curated record.
ACCCCGAGGAACUGUUGUGCGCAUGCGCACUGCAUCGGGUUCUGCCAGGACGGGGAGGACAUCACGGAAAAAAAUUAAAAAAGCGUAGCGGCGGCACCAUAAAGCCCACGCAGGGAUCGCGCUUCUUCGCUGCGUCAUAAAAACGGCGCGGCCCACGACCAUGGCUCCGGCGUCACCGUGCGGGAUGACCACUUGCCGAGGCCUGGCCGCGGUGUGAGCCGUUCACCGGGAGGGGAGCGAUAUUUCUUCGUAUGGGAGCAGCAUGCGGGAAAUGGUCGGAGGCUGCUGCGUGUGUUCGGACGAGCGGGGCUGGGCGGAGAACCCGCUGGUCUACUGCGACGGACACGGCUGCAGCGUCGCCGUGCACCAAGCCUGCUAUGGUAUCGUCCAGGUUCCCACCGGACCCUGGUUCUGCAGGAAGUGCGAGUCACAGGAGAGAGCUGCGCGCGUGAGGUGUGAGCUGUGUCCCCAUAAGGAUGGAGCCCUGAAGAGGACAGACAGUGGAGGCUGGGCCCAUGUAGUGUGUGCGCUCUACAUCCCGGAGGUGCAGUUCGCCAACGUCCUCACCAUGGAGCCCAUCAUCCUGCAGUACGUCCCGCACGAGAGAUACAUCAAGACCUGUUACAUCUGCGAAGAUCACGGCAGGGAGAGCAAGGCGGCCUGCGGAGCCUGCAUGACCUGCAACAGGCAGGGCUGCAGGCAGGCUUUCCACGUCACCUGCGCUCAGAUGGCCGGUUUGUUGUGCGAGGAAGAAGGACCAGAAGCAGACAACGUGAAAUACUGCGGCUACUGCAAGCAUCACUACAACAAAAUGCAGAAGAAGCUGCGCUCCGGUGAAAAUAAAAGCAGCUCCUUCAAUCACUUCAGGGGGCGCUCCAGCUCACCAUCGCAGGAAAAGCAGCAUCACCACCACAAGCAGAGGAAGAGUCACAAGGACAAGAUUCGCCCAAAAGAACGCCACAAGAAGACCGGCGACAACAUGAGCUCCACGAUGCCGACAAGCAGCAUAGAAAAAAUCUCCUCCGGCCAUCACAGCAACAAAGACAACAGCGAGGGAAAGCCCAAGAAGCUCAGCUCACACAUUCACGGCCAUCGCAGCAAAAAGACGGGAAGCACCGGAAAGAGCUCCUCCUCCUCCUGCUCCUCCAGUCCCUUCAACCCAGAAGGCUCCCUGUCUGCGGCUCCGGACUUCCACCAGUUCUCCUCUUCCUCCUCCUCCUCUCGCCUGGAGCGGGAGCACGACCGAGGAGCCGACGAGCACAACGGAGAGGAGCGCAAGGCUCGACACAGGAGGCCUGCGGUGCAGGAAGAGGAGGAAGAGGAAGAUGACAAGGAUGAGAAAGAGGAGGAAGAAGAAGAAGAGGAGGACUGUAAAUAUCACAAGCCACCGGCGCUCACCCCCGCCGAUGGCCCUCUGGGGGGGUCGGAGGGCAACUCCAGCCCGUUUGAGAACAAGGUGACCAUCUCCACCUUCGGCUCCAUCAUGCGCAUCACCUCCUCGUCAGCUUUGGGCAGCAACAGCAAGAUCCGCAAGAUCUCCUCCGGAGACUACAAACCCCCCAAAUCCAUCUGCAAGCCCUCGCCAGUGAGCGCCCCCCCCAUCUUAGAGGAGGCCGACCUGAAGGAGAAGGCCACGCCCCCGCCGCUACCCCACGAGAGGCGGCACCGCGGCAGCAAAAAGAGUCGCCACGGACCGGGACGUCCACGGGGGAGCAAGAACCGGGAGAGGAGGGAGGAGGAGCACCACCACCUCCACGCUGCUGCACCUCCUCCCCCCGCCCUGACCUCCUCCCUUUACCCCACGCCGUCCAUUCCAGCAUGCCCCACCACCUCUUCCUCUCUCUCCUCCUCCUCAGCUGGGAGUUUCUCAGCAGGCCGAAGCGGCUCUCUGCUCGGCUCGGGUAUCUACUCCGGUCUCAAAGACCCACUUUCUGCUGUCGGGGGAGUCUGCAGCACCUCCUUGUCCAUGGGAGGGGGGAUGUGUAGCACCCCUCUGUCCUCGGGGCUCCUCUCCUCCCACGUCUCCUCGCUGCCUCACCCGUCAGUCAGCGCCGCCUCAAACACACAGGUCCAUCCAGGCUCCAGCGCCUCCUACAGUCGGAGCUCCGCACAACCGUUUUCCAGCUGUCUGUCCACGGCGCCGCCUCUGCUGAGCCAAGCGCAGACGUCGCUGCCAGAAUCCGACCUCGACGACUGCCGCUUCCCGUGUCAGGGGAACUCGCCGAGAGAGAGCCUGUCCUCGCAGUCUCCCAUGAGCUGUCUUCCUCUUCUGUUCGACCACAGAGACGGGCUGGGGGCUGGAGCUCGAGUCCGUCCGGAAAACGUGCCCCCCGCCAGCUCGCACAUCGAGCUUCUGCUGGAAAAACACGGCAACGCAGAGAUGGGCGUCAACAUCGUGGAGAUGCUGCAGUCGCUGCAUUCACUGCAGCAGGAGAACCAGCGGCUCCAGGACCAGAUACUCAGCCUGACUGCCAAGAAAGACCGGCUGCAGGUGCUCAACACCGAGCUGGCCGUGCCUUUCCCUCCUCACGCCCAUUCCUCGCAGACCUCCUUCCACUCGUCUGCGCAUAUCAGCUUUCUGUCGUCAAAUCAAGAUCCUCUGAGCUCCAGUAAGAGUCCGCUCUCCAAAAGUUGCUUCCUGAACGACUCCUCCUUCGUGACCUCAUCAGAGGAGCUCCACUCUGGAAGUCCGUCCCGCAGCAGCUCCUCGCUCUCCUUCCAGAGCACGCCUCCUCCUCAGCAGAGCCCCGCCUCCUUCGGUCAGCCCCUCCUGAACGGGUUGGGCCGAGGUUUGAGUGACGGCUUGGGGGGCUCCUCUCUGCCCGCCAUGGGCGGGCUCAUGGCGUCCCUGGCGGGAAGUCCUCAGCUGAACGGCAUGCUGGGAGGCCUCAACGGCGUGAUACAGUCUUCGGCGCAGAACGCGACACAGUCGGGGCUUCCCGCUCUGCGGCCCCAGCCCCCCCCACUCAACCCGCAGGCGUUGGCUCAAAGCUUCCAGCUGCCCAAGAGCGCCAGCCCGUCGACCUUGCUGUCGGAGCAGCAGAAGCAGCUUCUCCUGGAGCAGCAGCAGCUGCAGCAGUUCCUCGCCGCGCAGAACUUCACGCCGGAGCAGCAGCUGGUGGUGUGUCAGAUGCUGCAGCAGCAGAGGCAGCGGGAGCUGCAGCGCCUCACGCUGACCGGGGCGCUCAGCUCCAACCCCAGCUCCCCCAUGGUGGCCCCGUCGCCCGGCCUGCUGUCCUCGGCCUCGCCGCUGCAGGGCGGACAGGGAGGCGGCCUGUUCCUGCAGGAGAACUCGCACCACAAACCAUCGGCCUCAGAAAAAGGCGGAGACAAAAACGGGUGAUGCUCCCCUCUCGGAUGAAGACAUGGCGGCCUCCCGCCUCGCCAGACUUUCCCUCGUCUGCCAUCUUUGUCUGACAAACUUCUAUGAAUGUAAAGCAGGUGGAGUUUCUCGUGUUUGGAAAUUCUUGAUAUCAGAGGUGUUUGUUUGUUUGUUCGUUUGUUUUUAUUUGUUUCUUUGUGUAGGCAGCUUUCAGAGAGCAUGAGUACAGUGGUCUCUUCUUAAAUUGCACUAAUUUGUUUGCUCGACCAACCAGGCGGCCUGUGACGGCAGCUGUGUGGGCUUUUAUUUUGAAAUAUCGACUGAACAUGGACUUCUCGAGCACUGAUCGCGACCCCUUCCCCACCCCCCGUUUGACCCGUGGUGACCUGAUGCAGGGUUUCUGAGCAGCCACGCUAAAGUGAAAGGUUUCUGAGUGUUUUAUCAAAGCUCAACAAUAAAAAUAAUAUUAAUAUUUCUGUUUUUAAAGCAGGACUGUUUAUACGAGCUUUCAAAGUGAGAGAUUAGUUAGGACUUAAGGAUGGGUGGGGGGGUCAGAAUCUUUUGUAAAAUGCUAACAAAAAACAUAAUCAAAAUGGUUUAGCUUCAACAUUUCACCUUUUUGCUAAGUAUCGUCAAGCCACGCCCCAAAACAAUAAGAUUAGAAAAACUCACAAAAAACAUUUUUAUAUAAAAGCGAGAAAGAAACACUUUUUCGCUAGGCUCGGGGCCCCACUUUAAGUCAAAGGCUGAAUCUGACUUGAUUCCAGUGACGUGUAGUCAGGGUAGGCAGGUGAGGCAAAAUAUAGCUUAUAGGGAAAAUAAAUAACAAAAAAUUAAUGUAUAUUUUUUUAGUUAAAAGAAAAUAUAAAUUUUUAAACAGGUCUAUUCUUUGAUUUUUUUUUCUGCGGGUUUUUAACAUUUCUUUGGUAAAAAAAAAAGUAGCAAAUUUCCUGUUCAAAUACACGAGAAAGCAGCAGGUGAGGCACCGGCAGCCCGUGGAGCUGCAAGGGAUGCAUCCGCUUUACUAAUUCAACCUUUUUUUAUCAUAAUUUGCUUAUUUCCAACUGUCUGAUUACAUCAGGCCAGUUUGUGACUCAUUUAGUCUUUUAAUUAUAAAUAUUAUAAAUUUAAAAUACAUGCAGUACAUGUGUCUCAAGGCAGAGGGCGCUGGUGAGCCCGGAGAAUGUGACACCGCAGCUAAAGAAUAAUAGAAUUAGUGGUAGCAACUCGAGUGCAGCUGUCCAGUUAUUCUUUCAUAUUGCUUAGUAUCAUUUUCUGAAUGGAGGAUUAUAUUGUCAAUGUUCUAAACUCAGGAAUUUGUUUAAAGACGUCACUCAGAAGGACUCCAUUUAUAAGUAAAAGUCAAUAAUAACAAUUUUGGUGGUUUUUUUUUUUUCUUUAUGCUACAUUUUUUAUGUGGAAGAAAAAUGUUAAAAAGAAAUGUUUUAACACACUAACUGUUGUCAAUCAAAAGGUUGAAUAUGCUACUCUGUAGGGUUCAUAUGUUUGUAAAUCUGACUGAAGACGUCAGUGCCUCACCUGCCGUGAACCUCUCCACACGCCACCUACGAUACCUACCCCUACAGCUUCUUCCUAUCCCUACAUUUAUCCCUCCAAGCGAAGAGAUAUGGAAAAAAUAGUGUCGCACUCAGAAAAUCCAUAAGAUCAGUUUUAUAGAAUUAAAAAGUCACGCAAAAACAAAAAAAAUUAUUACUUGCAUUUCUCGAUGCAGAUAACUAACCCUAAGUCGCUAUACUUCUCCUUAAAUCAAUUUGAAAAAAGUGGGACAUUUUCUGGUAUAACUUAAACUAUUUUCUCAUGUUUCUUCAUUUGUGUCAAUGAAAGACACUUUAAAUGAUAAAAAAACUCCUUAAGUGAAAACUUGUUCCAGACUGAAUCCUUGAGGGCUGCAUGACGGUCCUGGGUUAGGCUCCAGCAGCCCCUUGACCUCAUAAGGGAAUAAAUGAGUCAAGAAAAUGGACGGACUGAUGGAUAUUAAUAACUUGGACAUAACAAACAUAAACAGGAAAAAUGACUUUUCAUUUGAGACAGAACUAAAAAACAUUGCUUGGUUGCUUUGGACCUCAGAUCUUUAAAAAGACUAUUUAUUUAUGUUAUUUUAUAUCAAAUGAAAACUUUUACCAAAAGUAAAUAAACUUGUCUUUAUAAGAAGAUAUUUAAAAGAUCCUGAAUGUCUGGUGGAAAAAUUCCUCACAGACUGAUCCAGACGUAGCAACUCGUCUGCUCAUUUUUCUUUACUUCUUUCACUGGAACUCAGGCGUUUGUUGGCGUUAAAGUCUUGUCCUACAUAAAAAUGAUGUAUAUCUUUUAUUAUGAAAAAGUAUAUCUUAUUUUGAAAAUGAAAUUCCUUUAAAGUGGGAAUGAACACACAAAUGAAGCAAAUGAUCAGAAAUUAACUUUUGAGAUAAUACAUUCUUUAGAUUUAUAAAUAAGAGAUUUUGGGGUAUCAGGGAUAUUGUGGUCAUCAUUCACACUAUGAUUAAAAGGGUAAAAAUCAUAAACUUUGGUCAUGUUUUGGUAAAAACUUUCCUCCCAACUGCAAAUCAGUGCAAAAGUGGCUGAAGAUCCACCAUUUUCCUCCAUAUUAUCUUCUUUUUUUAAAUCUUUAGGUAUCUUUUGAUUUCCCGUGCAGAUUGAGCGAGACGCUCCUUCAGUCCUGCUUCAAAAACAGCUGUUUUUAAAAAAAAAAAGAAUAUUGGAAACCUCUCAGGUUUUUCUAAAAAGGCGUCAGGUUCAUUCCAGGUCCUCCAAUAAGGAAAACACCUCAGCCGUCUUCCGCGAAAUUGAGUCUUCCCUCUGUGUUUACCCUUUCCUCCCAUCAUCCAGACGCUCUUCAGCCUCUUCCCCUGAACUCCUAAUGAGGCAUUUGAUCUCCAAUCUAGUUAUUACCUCAGACUUUCUCUCUUGUCUCAUUACCACAAUAGCCUUCAGUGGAUAAGACGCAUGCCAGCACUCGCGGCGCUCACGCCAAGCUGCGGUCUUCAACCCGAGCCGCCUCCAGACUUUCUUCAGACUUUUUAUCCAGUUGCUGUCGAGAUUAAGCAGACGAAACCAAACAUGGAAACUGUUAAAGACGUCAAGUAGGAACUGUCCUGAACAAGUGCGCACUUUGCAUGUUUGUAGCUAACAGAGCGAGUAUAAAGAAAGCUUCUUAUUUUGUAGGCCGAUAGGGACUACAGGCUUUUGAGUUGAGUAUUUUGCACUCGGUCCUGAAGGUUUUUUUUUUUUGUUGUUGCUUUUAUACAUGGAUGAUGUACCUAGUUGUUCUUUUAGCAAUACUGGAUAGAAAAUGCCUUAAAGAUGGUAGACCUACAGAGAAAGGCAGGCGCCCGCCCACCCGCCCGCCAGCCCUCUGUCCUCUUUCUUUCUUCAUGUUUUUUACUUGGGCACAUGGAGGGGUUCCUUAUUCAAUGAAAGCACUCUUCUUAAACUCGUUUAUACUUUUAUAGCAGACUGAAGAACAAACGUGUGAAUAACCGUACCGUGGUGACUCAAGUGUCAAGCUGUUUUCUAUGGUAACUUUUGUGUUGGGAUUCUUUAGUUGUUUGUGCUUCAGAGAAAUGAUGAUUUGUAGAAAAUGUUCAAAGAACUGUUGUUAUUAUCGUGCUGCAGCGGCGUUUCAGAUGUAGUGUCCCUGUUGCCAGCACUGGAAAGACGGCGACAUGCUUAGCUUCUCCCUCCUGUCUUACCAACAAAUCUUCACUAUUUAUUUCCUGCCAACAAAGUUCUCAUAGGUCUUUAUAGGUAUUUUCUUGAACUGUUUCUCCCAUACAUGUGAUAUCUAGUUGUUUCUUCUUUUUGUUUUUUUUUGUUUGUUUGUUUACUUUACUUACUUGUUUAUUUACUCAACAGUUGUAAACUUCAAGCAGCUCACUAGUUGGUGAAAAAUACUGUAGCAGUGACAGGUGGGGAAUGUUAAUUUAGCUAAAAAAAAGGCCAUAUUUCCACUGAGAGAACGGUUUGGAUCAGAAUGGUUCGGUCUGGUUUACAGUUCUGUACUGAGUUUGCAAAAAAAAUAUGUAAAAAGAACGACAAAAAGAUCGUAUGACUAUGAUCACUGUUUUCUAUAAAAACACUGCCAAAUACUGAGAUGGAAUGUGAUAUAAUGUGGAAGAUGCAUCAUGCUAAUGCUAUGGUGAUGCUAGCUUUUAUGCUAACGUUAACAUUAGCAUGCUACUUUAGAUAGUAUAUCAGCUGCAUGUGUCAAUGGUGAUAAAUGUAUUUGCCUAUCACAUGUACUUUUAGUAGUAACAUUAUCCAACAGUACUAUUAGUCAUAGAAACAUAUUAGCAUUACAUCAAACUUAGCAUGCUAUAACUGACGUUAAUGUUUGCAGAUAGCAUCAGGUGUUAACAUGAUUGUUGAUACGCUCAUAGUCAUGUUAGCAUUUUAUGUAACAUGCUAAUUUUCAGUUAGCAUUGUUGCAUUGCUUAACUACUUGUGUUGUUUGCAGUCUUUAGUGUAGCAUCCUAAUAUUAGCAUUAGCAUACAAACUCUUUAAUUUUGCAUUACUAUACCAGUCAGGAUGCUAACAUGCUGCACCGGCAUUAGCGUGGUGAAUCUGAUGUUAAUGUUACUGUGCAUGAUGCCCUUUUUUCAACAUAGCAGCUCUUAUGCUAAAAACGUUAGCAGUUUGGUGUGGCAAAUUGUGAUUUUCAAAUAUAUAUAUACAUUCUUUAUGAAAGUUUAAGUUUGAUAACUUGAAAUUCACUUCUAUGCUGCAUUUUUAAAUAAAGUCUGUUAAACACAAAUAUGAUACGUACAACGUUAAAAAUGCUAGCUAGCUUGACCAUCCUGAUGCAAUUUGGCCAACUCACCACUGCAUCAUCUGCAUAUUAACGGAUAUUACAUUUUCUCCACAAAUGUUUAACAAAUUGGAGAAAAUCUAACAGGGUAGGAAGAGCAAAACUGGAGCACUUCCUUUUUUUUUUUCUUGUAGCACUUAUCUUUUUACCAAACAGAAAUGUUCCAGGAAGAGGAAUUUCUCCUCCCUUUUUAAUGUUUUAUAACCCAAAGGCAGAAAAGAACCAAACCGUACUUCUCAGUGGAAAUAUGACUGAAGACAUGAGCCAAUGCGCCUAAGUGACUCCAAAGGGGGCCGUUUGUAAGUAACCCAGACUUAACUCACCCAAUGCAGAGCUCGGUGACUCCAUUGGCUAAAGAGCAGAGCGAAGGAUUCCUGAAGUGUGUUGCACUGGGGCGCUAUGGGCCCAAUUGUAAUUCUUUUGUUUUUUUAUACAUUUUUCAGAAUAUUGUUUGUAUGCUUUCAAAUGUUUGUGUAAUACAUUUUUUUAAGCUUUGAGGUUUGGGUAUCCAAGAUAAUCCACGUUAUGAAUGUCGUACUGUGUCACUCUCUUUCAUUUUUUUUCUGUGAUAGCAACAUUUAAGCACCUGGUUUUGAGGGAGACUUCAAUUAUUGGAAAAAGGAUUGCAUGAAAUGCAGUGGCGUCUCUCGAUUUUACCGCUGAACACCAAGUAAUAACGACUAUGCAUCACUUUAAAUGCAUUGUUCCCUGAAAGAAAAGGAAAAAGAAAAUGGAAGGAGCACUGAAUUUUAGGAAGGACAAGCACGUUGUCAUUGUACAGUGUAUUUGUUUGAAAGAAUGAAUUGAAUUAAAUUUGACAAUAUUCCUAUUAAAAGCCCUGUAAAGUAUUUUGAUAUUUUUUGUGUGUAAAGUUAAAAGGAUGGAUUAUGAUGACUCUUUUUGUCAAUAAAUGUAUUUUACUGAGUUGUUUCACA